This is a messenger RNA of Ostrea edulis (European flat oyster), 2677 nucleotides long. Its product is annotated as opine dehydrogenase-like. Gene Ontology annotation, molecular function: oxidoreductase activity. Bases 1219 to 2442 code for a protein of 407 amino acids. The transcript is spliced from 2 exons. The record is from RefSeq and is a predicted model, not a curated record. NCBI's taxonomy places the organism in Eukaryota, Metazoa, Mollusca, Bivalvia, Ostreida, Ostreidae.
CUUAGACAUUUUAUGUCGCAUCACGUUUGUGUGGUGUCUGUCGGCGUCACAAAUCUUUCAAAGUUUGGAUUGCUAGUGCGUCUGGGAUACAUUGGAUAAUUCAUAAAUAGGUACUUAUAUAUCCUUUGUAAUCUGUUUUCAUAGUCUUGUAUAACGUAACAUUAAUUACACGCCGGAAUGUAUAUGCUAUUUAAAUGUCACGUACACCCGGUGUGUUUUUUUCCGGCUAACCAGUAACUCGGUACGUUUACCUCACCGAACACUGCGCGAACUGUGGAGGUGUAUUAGGUUUGGCACUGCUAUGCAUUUCGUUGUGGAAUACACAUCCUAAACUCCUGACCUUGGCAGCUGACAAUGCAUCGAUCGAUAAAUCUAGAUUGGUAGCUCUAAACGUAGAACCCAGAUAGUGAAAUUCUUGAAGGUUACUGACAAGUGAAGUUUUAAAUGACCCCCGUUGGAGAAGAACGUAAGAGUAGUGACCUAUAACCCCGCUUCAGCCUAUACACGUACUUGUAUCCGCAAGUACGAUUUUAUUCAAAACAGCAAUCGCAUUAUCAUCCAUCCGCGAAAAUCGAAGCUGCAGUAAAAGAGCAAUACAUAAAUCGAUCUAUUUUUAUGACAUGCCAUUUAGGUACGCGAGUGGUCAGCUUAAGGUUAGUGCAUUAUAUCGGAAGUUACCUACAAAACUGACUGUUAGUUUCCUGACAAUCAGAAGUAUUUAAGGCAAGAGUACGAACAACCCCCAAAAAGCAGUUUUUUUUUUUUUUUUUAAAAACCCAAAAUAAUUUCAUAUUUCUAACGUAUUAUUAAUUACAAGCCGUAAUAAAUAUACAAUUUAAAUUUUCCCCCAGCUAAAUAAUAAAUACGGCGCGAAUGACCUUGGAGGUAUAUUCAUGGUUGGCACAGUUAUGCAUUUCGUCGGGGAAUACACAUCCUCACCUUCUGACCUUGGAGGCUGACAAUACAUUGAUCAAUAAAUCUAGAUUUGGAGCUCUAUACAAUAAAAUCACUGUACGUUAUAAACGAGUCCGUCAAGUGUAGUUUUAAAUCGUUCAACUCGUGCCGCGUGAACGUUGGAGACGAACGUACAUUUUGUCAAGAGCUGUGAUCUCGGACAUUCUGUGACCGUACUGUAACCUAUGUACGAUAUAUUUAAAACAACAAUCAUAUUAUUAUCUAACAAUUUAUACGGAAGUUGAGGCUGCGGUAAAUCAAGAAAUGUCCGAGAAACUAGUCGUGUUAACCUGUGGGGGUGGAAAUGGCGCUCACUGUUUGGCAGGACUGGCGGCCACGAGACCCGACAUUGAGAGCAGGGUUCUAACGCUGUACUCUGAUGAGGCCGAGCGAUGGUCGGGAAAAAUGGGUUCCAACAUGCUCAUCACAGUGCACGGUGACGACGGAGGUACGAAACAGAUUGAAACCAAACCAUCAAUUGUGACCAAAGACCCAAAACAAGUUGUUCCCGGAGCGGACUACAUUUUCCUCGUUGUUCCCGCCUUUGCUCAUGCGCAAUAUUUCGAAGCAAUGGCGCCAUAUAUUGGCAACAACACGGUCAUCGUCGGGCUGCCGGGUCAGGCAGGGUUUGAAUUUGAAUGCAUGCACUUUCUUGGCGACAAGGGUAAAGCAUGUACAAUGGUUACAUUUGAAUCCCUUCCUUGGGCAUGCAGGCUUAUUGAAUUCGGCAAAAAUGUUGAAAUUUUAGGCUUCAAAGAUACACUUGGCGCUUCCGUCUUGAAAGGUAAACAAUGCAACCUGACAAGACCUAUCAUAGAAACAAACCAAUAUAUUCUUGGAGAAAAGCCGAAAGUUCGACGCGUUCAAAACUACAUAGCUGUAACUUUGAUGGCGAAGUCUAUAGUACACCCGCCAAUAAUGUAUGGUCGAUGGGCAGCAUGGGACGGGAAACCUCUUUCGGAGAAACCACUGUUUUAUCAAGGAAUCGAUGAAAGACAAGCGGAGCUAUUGUCAGGAAUAAGUGACGAAUGUGUAGAGACCUCUAAAGCAAUAGAAAAAAAGAUAAAGGGUCUAGAUAUGUCCGAUGUUAUCCACGUCUUUGAUUGGUAUAAAAAUUACUACAGCGAUCAGAUCACUGAUAAAAGCAAUCUGAUGAUGGCCAUGAGAACCAACAAAGCCUACGAUGGUUUGGUUCACCCAAUGAAGGAGGUAGAGCCCGGGAAAUAUGUCCCAGACUUUACCUAUCGCUACAUGGCAGAAGAUGUCCCAGAGGGCAUUGUUCCUAUGAAGGGGAUCGCUGAGUUAGCGGGAGUCUCCACACCUUAUUUGGACGAAGUGAUCACGUGGUGCCAGGGCAAACUGAACAAAGAGUACAUCAUAGAAUCCAAACUGUCGGGUAAGGACGUCAACAAGACGCGGGCCCCACAGCGGUAUGGCAUUAAUGCAUUAGAAGAUCUGUUCCGUGGAAACUUUGAGACAACUCCCUAAGGAGCAAAGCAGUUUCCCUCUACAAGAUUACUUUAUUUUCUUUUGAACUGCUUCAGUGAUUUUCAGCAUUUUCUUCCCAACCAAUUACCUCGGAGCAUAUUUGCAUAUUCAAAACCUGUAAUGCCUAGAGCAGAUCAAAUACAGGUUUAACUUUUGUUCCUCAAACAUAACACUUUUGUAGUUUGUUGUGCAAGUAUUAUGUACUUAGCAUCACAAAAUAACUUUAAAAAUUAAA